Molecule: messenger RNA, 1923 nt
Organism: Coregonus clupeaformis (lake whitefish)
Lineage: Eukaryota; Metazoa; Chordata; Actinopteri; Salmoniformes; Salmonidae
Product: GTPase IMAP family member 7
Exons: 3
Coding region: 88-1095 (335 amino acids)
Molecular function (GO): GTP binding
Source: RefSeq, a predicted model, not a curated record
GUAUGGUGCUGCACAUUGCUUCAGCUCUCAUAGUCACAAGAGGAGGCACCAAUUCACAGAUAAUUUAACUGCAGUAAAACUGUCGAGAUGGCACAAGGAAGAGGAAGGACUCCGAUGAUUCUAUUGCUGGUAACACUGUGUCUGCAAACCUUCACUGGUCAAUGUCAAGAUUCAGGGCAGCCCUCUGAUCUGAGGAUUGUUCUGGUGGGUAAGACUGGAGUGGGGAAGAGUGCAACAGGAAACACUAUCCUGGGGACAGAGGUGUUUAAAGUGGAGGCCAAAGCUGAGUCUGUCACUGCAAAGUGUAAGAAAGGGAGUGGAGAGGUUCAUGGGAGGAAGAUCGAUGUGAUUGACACACCAGGACUCUUUGACACAACAAUGAGUGUAGAGCAAAUGAAAAGUGAACUAGAAAGGUGCAUCUACAUGUCAGUUCCAGGACCCCAUGUGUUCCUGUUGGUGAUCAGGCUAGGGAGGUUCACAGAGGAGGAGAGGAACGCUGUGAAGUGGAUCCAGGAGAACUUUGGGGAAGAUGCCUCAAUGUACACCAUGGUGCUGUUCACUGGUGAAGAUCAGAUAGGGAACAAAUCAGUUUCUGAGUUUCUGAAAGAGAGCAAGGAGCUGCAGAAACUUGUCACAAGCUGUGGGAACAGAUAUCACUCAAUCAUCAAUGUCAAGAGAGAAAACCGCACUCAGGUCAGAGAGCUGCUGAGGAAGAUAGAGCAGGUGGUGGAGGAUAAUGGAGGACUGUACUACACCAACCAGGAUUAUAAGAAGGCACAGGAAAAGAUCAAAGAAGAGAUGUGGAAAUACUGUAAAUAUGCAGCACUUGGUGGGGCAGCAGUAACGUUAGCAGGGGCUUUUUUUUCUUCUCCAACAUUGGUGACAGCAGGUCUAGUUGGAGGCCUCAGCCAAGGGUAUGAAUGUACUAAGGAGAUGUUUGGCCUGCCACAGAUGAAUUUUGCUGAAUUGUUAACACAGAAUUUUUUUGGCUUAGAAGGUUUGGCGCACGCACGUCUAGCUCUAGCUAGGGGCACGACGGGAGUGUUUUAUUAUCCUGGUCCUGGGGACACAAAGGGGUGCACAUUUUCGCCAUAGCACUACACAGCUGAUUCAAAUGAUCAACUCAUCAUCAAGCUUUGAUGAUUUGAAUCAGGUGUGUAAAGCAAAAACAAUACUGUACACCAAAAAUGUGCACCCCUUUGGUUCCCCAGGACCAGGAUUAAGAAACACUGCACUAAGGAGAUGCUUGACCUUUAAAACACCAGAGGUGCGUUCAGUUGGUUAAAUGUUUUGCUAUGUUUUGCGACAGUGUACUGAUCUACAUGUUUUCUUACAACUGAGAUGCGUUUGCUCCUAUUUUAUGGGUAUGACGGGGUGUGGACCAGAGGCAACUGAGAGCGAGGCCAGACUGAUCUGUGGACACCAAAUUAGAAUGGAUUCAUUUCGGUCCAUGGUCCAUGUGCAUGUAGAGUGUGCGAAGUAUAAAAUGCCCUCUUUUCUCAUUGGCUAAAUGGAUGGUUACUUAACCAUCGGCCCGUCAAAAAACGAAUCUAAACUUUUUGUUUGUGGAAUUGGAUGGAAAUUGUAUGGAUAUUGACGCGUCAUCUCCCCUGACCGUCAACGUACGAUUACUACUGAGAAAGCAUUGGAUUCACGGAUACGGAUAAAAUCAAUGUGCCGGUCUGGCCUCGCCCUUAUUCCCUGACUGGCUUGCACAAAACUCCUGCUGAAGUGGUGUGCACUAUACACAAUCACCCAAUCAACAACAAGAGUUAAAAUGCUCAAUGCUCUAUUUAAUUAAACGUUCACUACACCUUCUGAACGAAGCAGGUGUAGGCCAAAUUUAUUUUAUUGGCGAUAUAUAGUAUGUGCAUUAUGUAUUUAGUGGUAUUAAAAGUAUUAAAUGGCAGUGUAUGUUUUUAU